AUGCUCAUUCCCUCCCUGAAAGCAAUGAGCCAGUCGACAGAGACGUGGCAAUGCCAAGGCUCGAGCUGCAACCCGAGGUUAACAUCUCCAGUGAAAGUCGUUUCCAAAACCAGCCUUAACACAAACAAGGCUGGUUUUGGAAACGACUUUCACUGGACUAUACAAAUCAGUCCCAGACUAUUCAAUCUGGACUUCACAGAAUGUGGUAAACAGGUGACUUAUCUGCACAUCGCCAUCGGCAAGGAGCAGACACCAUGGAUAGAGAGCCUCCAGAAGUUUCAGCAGAAGGCUCCGAAGCAAACUAAGCAGAAGAAAUCCAAGUCGGCUGAUUUUCUGAUGGUUAAAGAAGACGGAGAAACUACAGAAGGCAUUGGAAAUCCAGCUUUUAAUAUGAGCAGCCCAGACCUCUCAACACACCAGACUUCAAAAGAGAAGGUUACUAGACGUGACAUGCCAGGUCACACCCUUACAGCUCCCCUCCAAAAAUUCAGGCUGCAAGACUCUGCAGAAGCAAAAGGUGUGACUUCAGUCUUGAUUAGCCUCACAUUCAUGCUGCCCUUCUCAUCUGACCUGGGCAUCCUACAGCAGGCACCUGACAUUCCAUUCCCGCAUGCCUGCACAGCUUCUGGGAGGCUCUGCAUGAGGCUCAGAGGGGUGGACAUGUGCUGUCAUUGGGUGCAGGUCAUACACAACCUCAUGGGAAAUGAAUGCAGCAGAAAUUACUUUGACCCACUGAUGGAGGAGGAAAUAAACCCAUGGCAGUGCGCGAUGGAGGUCAGCAGACAGGAUGAAAAGAACAACGAGGAGACAUUUGAUUUGAAAGCACUCCUGAGUUCCAGUAAGAGCCAGGAUACCCACAAAAAAACUAAGGAAACCACUUCUGCUUACAGUGAGGAGCCUAAGAAAGAUGCUCAGAGAGACACCAUUAUGCUUGCAAGGUCUCUACAGGAACAGGAUAUGAAAUUUGAAAGAAAAGGACUCAGCCAGGACAUUCCUCUGUUAUGUUUAAAGCUGGACAAAACAUUGGAGAAAGCUUCAUUCAGUGAGGAUUUGGAUGACUGUAUGAAGGGUGAUGUCAUGGAGCAGCGUUCACUUGCAGAAUUGACUAAAGAAUCCCUAGGCACAGAAGAGGCUUGCCGUAAGGGUGAGCAGUCUCGGUUGCCUGUACAAGUACAGAUCAUAUGCAUCAGAGGCCUCAAGGACAAGGUUCCACAAGGCUCCUACUGCCUCAGAGUGUCCCUGCUGGAUCGGCUGGGGACCUGUGUCUCACAGUGGUGGCAAACAGAGCAGAUGAGAACACACCCAGUGCAUCAUGGUGGCAACUUCUAUGAUGUGGGGCUAUAUUUCCAUGAAAGCCUUUCUGUGGUACUCCCUCAAAGGACAGAUGUGAAGCCUGGCGUGUCAUUCUUGUUUGAACUCUUCAUCCUUCAUGGAAUGUCUGUUUACAAUGACCUUGUCAUGGGCUGGGGAGUCUUUCCUGUAUGUGAUAACAACUUCUGUGUAGUGGAAGGAAAAUUUAAGUGUCCCCUCUUACGAGGACAUUAUGACCAAACACUGGAUAGCUUCAGGAAAAUUGAAGAUUUGAUUUGCCAGGACUUGGACCAGUGGCUGUGCAAUCUAUAUUUUAAGGUAAUUAAACUUCCUCCGCAUUUGAACGAUCAAAAAGGCCAUGAAAGCUACGCUCAGUUUUCCCCUGAAUUUCCUGUGUGCUUAAUGGUGGAAGCAGAAAAAGCAAAAUUAGGUGUGGAGAGCACAGCUGGCCAUCCAGAGAAAGGACCCGAGACAGACAGCUGUGCAUCAGCGGACAGCUUUGUCUGUGCUUCUCAGGGGAGCAUUUCUAAUAAAAUGGAUCCCUGCCCUACGGAUUGUGAUCUCUGUCCCUUCAAAGAAGCUUUCAACUUGCAAUCCUCCUGCCUCAACCUCUCAAGUCAUCCAGUGAAUGAAAAGCCCACUGUGUGGUAUCCAGGAGAACACAAAGAUCAUUCUCAGGACAUUUCUUACUUGGAGGAAUUGGAGAAACAUCGAUUUUCAGUCUGCCGCUCUUCAGUUGCAGACAGCUGUGGAUCUGGAGAACUCACCAAGCAUCUUCACUUUGCAUUGGCGGCUUUGUAUUCAGAGCUCGAAUUAGCUCAGUGGCAAAGCCAGGGCUUUUGGUACAUCAUUCUGCUGAUGGCUUCUCUCUGGUUCCCGAGGCUCUACCUGCAUUACCUGGGCCAGUGGCUUUUCCUCCAGGCCGUUUCAACUCCAGUUACAAAGUUCUAUCUUUACCCCUACACUGCUGAACUUUGCUACCCAACUUCUUCACUUCAUGCUGGAGAAGAGCUGGCUGUGCUGGCGGCUGGGCCUUUAGGUCUGAACACAAUCACAUUUGCUUUACUUCUGAUCAGAUGGGGCUGUCAGCUACUGUUUUCCUCCUGUCCAGACGCCUUGUCACAGUUAAUCACGAUGGUGGGACUGUGGACAAUUCUAGACCCAUUGGCAGUGUUUUUAGUGGAUAUUUUCCUGGGGAGGCUUUCCCAUGGUGAGGAGACUCCUACCGCUGAUGCAGCCAAACUCUACUGGAUGUUGAUAAGCACCAAGCAACCAGCCGUUCUUGGUGUUGUGAUCACAGUGAUACUUUACAUCCUGAUCUUCAUCAUCUCGUUGUUGAUUUUGUAUUUGUAUUGCCUCAGGGUGCACAAUGACUUUUGGGUAUUAGAUGCAUUCCAGAGAAUCCACAGCGAUGAAGCUAAGUUCUUCGUGCCUCACGAUUUGGAGAUUUCCAAUCAGGAGCUGAGUUACAUUGUGAAAAGAUCCAAGCAGUGGAGAGGGAGCGACGGUGAGAGGAGAAAGGUGGCAGUACAUGAUUAUAUCUGCAAAAACCAUGGCACCAAGUCCAGUAUCUCCUGCCGCGACCUCCAACAUCAGAGUGAGAUCUCCUUGUCUGCACUGGGUCCAGGAGGAGUCACUUCGUAUGUUUCUGUAUACACCAUGUAUCCCAGGGGAUUCCAAGAGUUGUAUCGCCAUUUUCUCAGACUCCCAGAUGGUGCCAUCAUUGAGGUGUUUGGAGACAUCAGUACCUUGAAGUUUGCCCCUAGUGAAGUGAUCACAGCCAUCGAGGAACAGAUAAGAGAGACAGACACUGUGCAAGGAGAAUUCUGUGCUGCUGCUCAAGACAAAAGAUAA
Molecule: messenger RNA, 3165 nt
Organism: Nannospalax galili (Upper Galilee mountains blind mole rat)
Lineage: Eukaryota; Metazoa; Chordata; Mammalia; Rodentia; Spalacidae
Gene: Ofcc1
Product: orofacial cleft 1 candidate 1
Exons: 20
Coding region: 1-3165 (1054 amino acids)
Cellular component (GO): perinuclear region of cytoplasm
Source: RefSeq, a predicted model, not a curated record